UUCUUUAAUUUGAGUCCAAAAUUUCAGAGGUUUCUGUAACAAACCAUAUACCAUGAUUUCUGAACAAUGGGAACAUCUCUCAUAAUGGACUUGCAAGGGAAAAACAACUUUUUCAGUAUUUUACGCAUGACCUCUGCGUUGUCCUUCUCAAAGCGCCACAAAAUCUUCGGUCGAGUGCACAUCUUCUUCUUCUUCUGCUGAUGCUACUCGGGUUUAUAGCUUAUUGUAAGCAUGUUGAGACUGCCCUUUUAUCUUACUAGGUAAUCCCAUCUUCAAGAGGUACAGCAACAGCUGGUUGAUUUUCAUAGGAAAUUAGACAAAGAUGUUUACUAAUGCUCCUUCCUUCAAGGUAAGAAGUUAAGCCAAUCUGGUUUUUUUUUCCUCUUCUUUUCUGAUGGUCCGUAUAGCAGCUUCUUGUGCUGUGUAUUCAUUUAUAUUUUCCCCUUAUCUCCCUCUUUUACUUGCAUGAGAGAAGUUAUUUAUGGAGAGUUCAUAAGAAGUGAAGAUACAGAUACUAAACUGAAUACAAAACAAUGGCAAACAAUGAGCUAAGGAUCCCACUGGCACGGACCACUGGAUCAUCAAGUUUCAUUAAUGCUUGCUUCAAUGGCAUAAAUGCAUUCCUUGGAAUUAGUUAUCUAACAGUCCCUUAUGCCCUCUCAACUGGAGGUUGGUUGAGUUUGAUGCUGUUUUCCUUAGUUGCAAUUAUGACCUUUUACACUGGAAUUUUACUAAAACGAUGCAUGGAAGCCGCUGAUCAUCCAUCUAUUACUAGCUACCUUGAUAUUGCAGGGCAUGCAUUUGGUACAAAAGGAAGAAUCACAGUCAUGAUCAUUAUGAAUUUGGAAAUGUAUCUUGUUGCUGUCGGGCUUUUGAUACUGGAGGUUGACAACUUGCGUAAGCUAUUUCCAGAAUUCAUGAUCAACCUUGGGGAAUUAACAGUAGAUGGAAGACAGUCAUUUGCUAUAAUCACAUUCCUAAUAAUCUUGCCAACAAUAUUUUUAACCGACUUGAGCAUUCUCUCCUAUAUCUCUGCCACUGGAUUUUUUUCAUGCCUUGUCAUCCUUGUCUCCAUUUUUUGUGUCGGUGCAUUCAAUGGUGUUGGCUUUCAUGCGAAGGGAUCGAUACUGUUAAAUGUGGACCGCCUACCUAUUACAGUUAGCUUGUAUAUUGUUUCCUUUGGUGGACAUCCGGUCAUCCCUCCAAUAUAUGUAUCAAUGCGAGACCGCUACCAGUUCAGUAAGGUCUUACUAUUCAGUUUUGUUCUUGCAACACUCACCUACAUGUCAAUGGCCAUAGUAGGAUAUCUAAUGUAUGGAGACAGGGUUGAAUCAGAAAUAACUUUGAAUCUACCAACAGGUAAAGUUAGUGCAAGAAUCGCAAUUUAUACGACUUUAGUUAUUCCAAUCGCCAGAUAUGCAUUGGUAGUAACCCCAAUUGCAACUGCCAUUGAAGGCGGGAUUUCAGAAAAUUACAAGAAUAAGAGAGCUGUUAGAUUAUUUAUAAGAGUAGCAUUGCUGUUUAGCACAGCUAUUGUGGCAUAUUAUUUUCCCUAUUACGAGUCCCUGAUGGCAAUUGUUGGAUCAAUUUUUGUCGUUUCGGCUUCUUUUCUGCUCCCAUGCUUGUGUUACUUGAAGAUUUCUGAUCUCAAUUGGGGUUGGAACUGUGAGCAGAUAGGCAUUUGGGGGAUAAUUCUAUUUGGAACAUUUGCUGGGGUUUUAGGGACUUAUUCAUCUAUUUCUGAACUUGUAAGAUAAUGCUUGAUCAGUGCUUGAAGACACUCUAAUUCGCGAACUAGAGUACUUGGUAUAUGCAUAUUGUCCUUUCAUCA
Vitis riparia (riverbank grape) is the source of this 1831-nucleotide messenger RNA. Its product is annotated as amino acid transporter AVT1I-like. Bases 534 to 1757 code for a protein of 407 amino acids. NCBI's taxonomy places the organism in Eukaryota, Viridiplantae, Streptophyta, Magnoliopsida, Vitales, Vitaceae. The transcript has 4 exons. Gene Ontology annotation, biological process: amino acid transmembrane transport. Gene Ontology annotation, molecular function: amino acid transmembrane transporter activity. Gene Ontology annotation, cellular component: plasma membrane; vacuolar membrane. The record is from RefSeq and is a predicted model, not a curated record.